This is a messenger RNA of Dictyostelium purpureum, 2924 nucleotides long. RefSeq lists its product as uncharacterized. Lineage: Eukaryota; Evosea; Eumycetozoa; Dictyosteliales; Dictyosteliaceae. Bases 150 to 2867 code for a protein of 905 amino acids. The record is from RefSeq and is a predicted model, not a curated record. The transcript has 5 exons.
AUUCAUAUGUUGUAUUUUUAAAUAAAGAAUUUUUUCAGAUUGUAUAUUAUAGAUUGUAUUAUAUUUUAAAAAAAAAAAAAAAAAAUUUAUAAAAAAAAAUUAAAUAAAAAAUAAAAAAAUAAUCAAAUAAAUCAAAUAAAUCAAUAAAUAUGGAUAAUACAGAACAUAGACCAAUUGUAACCAGUGAUGAAGCGUAUGCAAUUAUUAGAGCUAUAUUAUGUCUUUACUCUCCAAAUAAAUCACCAGAAAUGCAAUGUAAUACUAAUGAAAAAAAAAUGGGACCAAUUAUAAAAAAGGCAUUUGGAUUAUCGAAUGAACAAUAUAACGAAAUCAGUGAAAAAAUAUUAGAAUAUUCAUCAGAAGAGGUUACAGCAUCAGAACUAAGACUUAGAUAUGAAUGGAGAGAUAAUCAUCCAAUUUAUAAAUCAAAAGCAUUCAAAGACCCACAAGGAAUUGAAAAAUGGCAAAAAAAAGAAUUACAGGAUAUCAAAAUGCUUUUAAGAGACCCAUCAGAUUUGGAUUUAAAUUCAAAACUACAAAAAAAGAAUGGUGCCAAUCAUAACAAUAACAAUAAUAAUAGUAAUAAUAGUGAAAAAUUAAAACCAUCCAUUCAAGAAAUAUUUGGUUGUACUUUAAAAAAACAUACUCUAGACAAAUCAAAUAGUGGCAAAGAUAAUAUACAUACUGGAUACAAGAUUUUAGUGAAUGCCUUCAUUCAAUAUAGCUCUCAAGAAGUUUAUAGAGAAGAUAGAUAUCAACCGCUCAAAGCCUCUUUACUUAAAAAGGAUUUAUUUAAUUUAGGUUUACUACCUGAAUUCUCUUGGGUAUUAAAUGAAUAUUCGAUUUUAUAUGGUAUAAGAGAUUUCUAUCGUUAUUUAGUAAUUUUUGAAGUUUUAACCACCAGAUUUGACGAUAACUUGGAUCAAUUAACUUUAUUAUUGGAUUGUCUUCAAAAACUACAAGAAAUAAAAAAGAAUGGUGAUUGUGAAAAUAAUUUUAUUACUCAAGAUGAAGAUAGUCUGUUCAAUCAAAUCUCAUCACAUUUAUUUAAUAACUUAGUGGCAAGAAUUGGGAACUAUAGGUUAUGUUUUUCACCAAACUCAAAAGAGAAACUACCACCACCAUUAACAAGAGAAUAUGAACGUGUUAUUAAAUCACAACCAAUCACACAUGCUUUAAAUUUAAUGAAAAUAAUUAUCACAGAAGUAUUCCCAGAUAUUGUAUAUCACCAAGUCGUAAUAAAAGCAAUCACAGAAUCCAACGAAAAAGAAUUUAUUAGAUUAUUGGAACAUUUCGAAUCAAAUUUAACAACUAAAAAUAUUGUGAAUGUAAAUGAUUAUAAUAAAAUUAACCUUUUGUCAAAAGUUAUUGACUUUAUCAUUACAAAAUGGUUUGAUUUAGAAAUGUAUUAUUUUAAUGCAGCAUUUACACCAGUUUUAAAAGAGUCAAAGGAAAAGAGUCAAAGUAGUAAGAACCCAGAAAAACUUCAUUUAGAAUUAGUGUUUGAUACUUUCUCAAAUUUUAUAAAUAAAUCAGUAAACGAUAUCUAUCACAUAUUUUCAAAAGCAGAACACACCGUCAUAGUAAGCAAUAGUAAAUUAGAACCAUCACCAUGGAUUACCUGUCUCUUUACAGAAUUAGUACCACUCUUAAUAAAAUAUAAUGAUAUAGUGUAUGGUGUAUUUAAAAAAAGACCAAUUCCGCUAGAAGGUGACAUCUCUUUUCUUACCGGUCAAUUCAUAUUAAAUAGGGUUACAAUUUUAAAUAACAACAUUAAAAAUCUAAUUAAAAAACAACAAUGGCGUGCAAACGGAAAAGGAUUAUUCCAUACAUCAUCACCAAUUGAUUUGUUUGAAUUUAUUAACCAAUGCUACAACCAUAUUCAACAAUUAGAAGUUAAAUUAUCAAUUCCAUCGAAUCCAAUGACAAGGUCUUUUGGUUUAAAUUUAGGUGAUACAUUUAUAUUUUAUGUUAAAGGUAUUAGAAACAAAAUUUUAGAAGAUAUUCCAAAUGAUCAAUCAAAAUUAGUAUGCUCUAUAAUUGAUAGAUCAAUUUCAAACAAAAUCACAUCAAAACAACUAUUUUUGCAGUUUGUAGAGGAAGUUAAAUUACCAAAAAUAAAUAAUAAUAUAACAGAAACUAUGUGUUAUCAAAUUAACGAUAUUGAACAUAGCCGUAUCUUGCUCUCUGAUUUCGAUCAACAAUAUGAUGGUAUUUUCAAGGACUCUUUAAACGAAAUGUAUAUUACUUUAAAAGACCACUGGAACUGUUUAUUAACAUAUUAUGUAUUCAAGUUAAAUUGCUAUAUUAAACCCAUUAUUCAAAGCAUUUCUUUAUCUUUAAAUGAAAACUCAACAAUAAUUUCAACAAAAGAAUUAACGCAGUUUAUUGAAAAUAAUUUAGCAAUGUCAAAUCAAAAGCUUCAAGGUAAUUUAUUCCCAGUUUUUCUAAAGAGAUUAUUUGAUGCAAUAGUUUUAGACAUGAUUGAAAUUAUAUUACCACUCAAAAGGAAUUAUAUUAAAGCCAUCAAUGCAAGAGCACUAAGCAAUUUUAAAGGUUUAAUGAUAGAGCUUACCAAAGUAUUUCAUGGAGAGGGUGAUAAAACAAGCAGUUACUUUGACCUAACCUUAAUAGAAUACAAUAAAAUUAAAACUAUUAUGGAACUUUUUAGCUUUAGUGAUGAACAAUUGGUUGAAUUCCACGAGAAUUUAAAUAAAGCACACUCAACUCCAAAUGCUGACUCUAAAAACAAUGACAACUAUCAAAACCAUAAUAACGUUUUAAAAGAAUGUGCAACAAUUAUGUCCUAUCAAAGAAAUGAAAGUAAAUUAAUCGAAAAAUAUUUAACAAAACUAAAAUUAGAUUAAAAAAUAAAUAAAUAAAUAAAUAAAUAAAUAUUUUUUAAACUUUAUUUUCUAUAAAUU